This is a messenger RNA of Plasmodium reichenowi, 1494 nucleotides long. RefSeq names its product actin-like protein, putative. Lineage: Eukaryota; Apicomplexa; Aconoidasida; Haemosporida; Plasmodiidae. Gene Ontology annotation, molecular function: chromatin binding. The coding region runs from base 1 to 1494 and encodes 497 amino acids. Gene Ontology annotation, biological process: regulation of transcription by RNA polymerase II. The record is from RefSeq and is a predicted model, not a curated record. The transcript has a single exon. Gene Ontology annotation, cellular component: NuA4 histone acetyltransferase complex; SWI/SNF complex.
AUGUUUCAAAACAUACAAACUAUAAUAUUAGAUAUAAACGAUGGUGAAAUGAAAACAGGUUAUUCAGGCGAAUGUACGCCAAGAUAUAAUUCUAAUUUAAUUUUAGGAUUACCAUUAGGCCAUAAUGCUACAUUGAAACAUACUAUAUUUCCAUUAUUACCAGAUGUUAAAAGAGAUAAUGUAGAAUUAUUAUAUGGAAUAAAAUAUAUAUAUGACGAAAAUAAUAAUAGUAGAUAUGAUAUAAAUUUUGAUGUAAUGGAAAAAUUGUUUGAAGAUAUUUCAGGUAGUAAAGCAUUAGACGAUAAUUUCCAAGAUCAUCCUAUUUUAUUAACAGAACCUAAUAAAACAGAUAGAAAAUAUCGAGAGAAAUUUACAGAACUUAUGUUCGAAUCAUAUAAUGUGUAUCAAUUAUUUUUAUCUAGAAGAAGUGUUUUGUCUUGUUAUGGAUGUGCUAGAACAUCAGGAUUAGUAUUACACGUAGAAAAAAAUUGUACGAAUUUAUGUGGUAUUCAAGAAGGUUAUGUCUUUCAAAAACAUAUAGAAGAAGCACCUAUUGGUGGAGAUUUAAUAGAUAGAAUAUAUUUAUCAUACUUAGAAAAUAUUAAAAAUUUUAAAAUAUAUCCAUAUUUCUCUAUUGAAAAAAAUACAAAUAAUUUAGAUAAUAAAAAUUAUGAUAUAAAAAUAUUAAAAUGUCCUCUAGUUACAAAAUCUUAUUAUUUAUGGGGAUCACUCUAUGUUGUUAAUCAAAUGAAAGAAAAAAUAAUAAAUGAUUCUCAAAAUAUAACUGAAAAAAAUAAAAAUAAUAAUAAUAAUAAUGCUGAUCUAUACGAAAACAAAAAUGUAUAUAAGUUACCAGAUGGUCAAAUAAUUGAUCAUAAUACAACAGAAUCAUUAAAACUUAUUUUCCCUUAUAUAUUCUUUAGAAAAAAAUAUAAUCAAAACAAUAUAAAUAAAUUAUGUACAAAUACAGAAAUAUUUCAAAAUUUUGAUUUUAAUGAAUUUUAUAAUUCCUUAAAAAAUUUAAAAUUACCAAUAUUACAUAAAUAUAAUUAUAAAAUCAAUACAACUAAUUCUAUUAUAGAAAAAAUACCAGAUAAUUCAUUAGACAAAACAACCAAUAUAUGUUAUUCUGAUCAAAUAGAUAGCUUUUUUGAAAUAUUUGACGGAUUACAAGAUUUUAUUAAAAAGGGAAUUUUAUCAUUCAUAUCAUCUAAUAUAAAUAUUGACGAUGUUCUUAACUUUUUAAUUAUAACUGGAGAAUCAACCAUGCUCCAUAAUUUUGUAGGAUUAUUAAAAUCUUACUUACCCUUUAUAGAUACCAUAAAAGAAAAAAGUACUAAGCUAAUUUAUAGCAAAGGACCUGAUAGAAAAUGUAACUGCUUUAUCGGUGCUUCCAUUUUAUCAUCUCUUGGUACAUUCCCACAAUUCUGUAUGACCAAAAGUGAGUAUGAAGAAUAUGGAGUUAGAAAUAUUGUGGACAAAAAGUGUGCCUAA